AAGAGUGGGCAAGGAGGUGGGAUGAUAAGGCCAGGAAGAAUGAGGAAGCCAGUUCAAGUGGUCCUGACUUGGCUUGACGGCCCUGGGAAGCCACUGGCCACCUGGGAACAAGACACAGAAAUCAGCGGUGGUUUUCAGAAAGUGAUGAAAGUGGAAGAGAAGGCUGGGGUCAAAAAGCUGGAGCCCACAAGCUACAGGAGGAGACACCCAGAACAAGAUUUCCCUUCAAUACAUAUUGGCUUUCCAGUCCCCGGUUACUCUCAAAGAAAAAGUGACUCAAAGGGACAUCUUUCAGGUCUGCAAAGAGUCCAGUGGUCCCUGCAACCGGACAAAUCUCAGCAGGACCUGGCUGGUCCAGACGGGAUCAAGGCCAGCAGCCUGGGAGGCUCCGUGGAUUUUACCAAAAGGAUUCGGUCUCCAGCUGCUGAGCAGCUACAGGACAUCCUGGGGGAGGAAGAUGAGGCUCCCAACCCCACCCUCUUCACAGAGAUGGACACUCUACAGCAUGAUGGGGACCAGAUGGAGUGGAAGGAAUCAGCCAGGUGGAUAAAAUUUGAAGAAAAGGUAGAGGAAGGAGGAGAACGCUGGAGCAAGCCCCAUGUGUCCACGCUGUCCCUGCACAGCCUCUUUGAGCUCCGCACUUGCCUGCAGACAGGGACGGUGCUGCUGGAUCUGGACAGUGGCUCUCUACCACAGAUCAUAGAUGAUGUCAUUGAGAAGCAGAUAGAGGGUGGACUUCUGCGACCAGAGCUCCGGGAAAGGGUCAGCUACGUGCUCCUGAGGAAGCAUCGCCACCAAACCAAGAAGCCCAUCCACCGUUCCCUUGCAGACAUUGGGAAGUCGGUUUCUACUACGAAUCGCAGCUCUGCCCGGAGCCCCUCAGCAGGCCCAACUCUGCACCACUCCACCGAGGACCUGAGGAUUCGGCAAAGCACCAGCUAUGGUCAUCUGUGUCAUGCCCAGAGUAGAAGCAUGAAUGACAUCUCCCAUACCCCAAACACAGACCAGCGGAAAAACAAAUUCAUGAAGAAGAUCCCCAAGGACUCAGAAGCCUCCAACGUGCUUGUGGGCGAGGUGGACUUCCUGGACCAGCCAUUCAUUGCGUUUGUUCGUCUUGCCCAGUCUUCCAUGCUGGGAGGGGUGACCGAGGUGCCUGUCCCCACCAGAUUUCUGUUCAUACUUCUAGGACCUUCUGGAAGAGCAAAGUCCUACAAUGAGAUUGGCCGAGCCAUUGCAACCCUCAUGGUGGAUGAUCUCUUCAGCGAUGUGGCUUAUAAAGCACGGAAUCGAGAAGAUCUGAUCGCAGGAGUUGAUGAAUUUCUAGAUGAGGUCAUUGUCCUUCCCCCUGGAGAGUGGGAUCCAAACAUCAGAAUUGAGCCGCCCAAGAAAGUUCCCUCAGCCGACAAGAGGAAAUCUGUGUUCUCUCUGGCAGAGCUGGGCCAGAUGAAUGGCUCUGUGGGCAGAAGCGGAGCCUCGGCCGGAGGAGGCGGCAGUGGCGGAGGGGCUGGAGGCAGCGGGGCCGGCGGAGGAGGCAGUGGCAACGAGGCUGAGAUGCCAGCUAUGCAUGAAAUUGGGGAGGAGCUGAUCUGGACCGGAAGGUUUUUUGGAGGACUGCGUCUGGAUGUAAAGAGGAAGCUGCCCUGGUUCCCAAGUGACUUCUAUGAUGGCUUCCACAUCCAGUCCAUCUCUGCUGUCCUGUUCAUCUACCUCGGCUGUAUCACCAAUGCUAUCACCUUCGGUGGGCUUCUGGGGGAUGCCACAGACAAUUAUCAGGGAGUAAUGGAGAGCUUCCUGGGCACUGCCAUGGCUGGCAGCUUGUUCUGCCUCUUCUCGGGGCAGCCUCUCAUCAUCCUCAGCAGCACAGGACCCAUCCUCAUCUUUGAAAAGCUCCUCUUUGACUUCAGCAAGGCCAAUGGCCUGGACUACAUGGAGUUCCGCCUCUGGAUUGGUCUUCACUCAGCCAUCCAAUGCCUUAUCCUGGUGGCCACAGAUGCCAGCUUUAUCAUCAAGUAUAUCACCCGCUUCACCGAAGAGGGCUUCUCCACCCUCAUCAGUUUCAUCUUCAUCUACGACGCCAUCAAAAAGAUGAUUGGUGCCUUCAAAUACUAUCCCAUUAACACGGACUUCAAGCCCGACUCCAUCACCACCUACAAAUGCGAGUGCGUCGCUCCUGACACAGUGAAUACAACCACUGUCAACGACUCAGCCCUGCUGGUGCCAAACACCAACAUGUCUGUGUACACCCCCCUUAACCUCACAGCGCUGGACUGGUCUCUGCUGAGCAAGAAGGAAUGUCUGAGCUAUGGGGGGCGCCUGCUUGGGAGCUCCUGCCAGUUCGUCCCCGACUUGGCCCUCAUGUCCUUCAUCCUUUUCUUUGGGACUUACUCCAUGACCUUGACUCUGAAGAAAUUCAAAUUCAGCCGCUAUUUCCCCACCAAGGUCCGAACCCUGGUGGCUGACUUCUCCAUUGUUUUCUCCAUCCUGCUGUUCUGUGGAAUCGAUGCCUGUUUUGGCCUGCAAACCCCCAAGCUGCACGUGCCUAAUGUCAUCAAGCCCACAAGGCCUGACCGAGGCUGGUUCGUUGCCCCCUUUGGGAAGAAUCCUUGGUGGGUGUACCCUGCCAGCAUCCUGCCGGCCCUGCUGGUGACCAUCCUGAUCUUCAUGGACCAGCAGAUCACUGCUGUCAUUGUCAACAGGAAGGAGAACAAGCUGAGGAAGGCCGCCGGCUACCAUCUGGACCUGUUCUGGGUGGGCAUCCUCAUGGCCCUGUGCUCCUUCAUGGGGCUCCCCUGGUAUGUGGCUGCCACGGUCAUCUCCAUCGCUCACAUCGACAGCCUCAAGAUGGAGACGGAGACCAGUGCCCCAGGGGAACAGCCCCAGUUCCUGGGGGUCAGGGAGCAGAGAGUUACUGGAGUCAUGGUCUUCAUUCUGACAGGCAUCUCCGUCUUCCUGGCUCCUAUCCUGAAGUACAUCCCCAUGCCAGUGCUCUAUGGUGUCUUCCUCUACAUGGGUGUGGCCUCCCUGAAUGGCAUCCAGUUCUGGGACCGCUGUAAGCUUUUCCUCAUGCCAGCCAAGCACCAGCCGGACCAUGCCUUCCUGCGCCACGUGCCCCUUCGCCGGAUCCACCUGUUCACCCUGGUGCAGAUCCUCUGCCUGGCCCUGCUCUGGAUCCUUAAGUCAACCAUGGCUGCUAUCAUCUUCCCGGUCAUGAUCCUGGGCCUAAUCAUUGUUCGAAGGCUCCUGGACUUGAUUUUCUCCCAGCAUGACCUGGCCUGGAUUGACAAUAUCCUCCCAGAGAAGGAGAAAAAGGAAUCAGACAGGAAGAAGAGGAGGAAAGAGGUCCACGAGAACACGGACAAGGAGCCCCAGUUCCUUCCUCCCUCAGUUGUAAAGAUCCCAAUGGAAGGUAUCCCAUCUGAUCCCCAAAACGGUAUCCACUGUGUUGGCAGAGGCAGUGGAGCCCUGAUCAUAGAGAAGGGAGGAUCCUAUCAGAACUUGUUACUCUUCUCAAGGACAGGUCAGACUCGGGUGGCCAGCACAUCCUGCCAGCACCCUCAGGGGCCCUUGAGGACUCUGCAACAUAGCACAAGGAAAAAGAUCUUCCAGUUGGAGCCACUCUCUCUGACUCCUCCUUCAGUGCCUCAGAACCAGAUAGAAGCAUCACCCUGCAUUUCAAAAUCUCUUGUCCGGCCUCACCUGCUUUCAGCUACUCACGGAGUCCACUCUUCAUGGUGCCACAGGUGAGGAUAGAGAUGGACUCUGACCUCAACCUCACAGAUGACGAGGAGGACUAUGGGAGAGAGGUGGGCGGGGAGACCACCCUCUAGUCCUACGUGGCUCUUCCAGGCUGGGGGCAGGGCAAAGCUGGCCCUGGCUUCAUCUAGAGCGUGUGUCAGGCCUUUCACCUGCUUCCUGACCCACUGACCAGAUAGACAACUGGAGGCCUUUCAGGGAUGUCUGACAGAGACAUGAAGCUCCCUGCUUCUCUUUGCAGUUCUUAAAAUACCCAAAACACACGGCUUAAAAUGCCACCUGGCAUAGAUAGGAUCUUUCUUGUGAGAAGAACAAAAAUGUUUUCCAAAGUUACAAAUAAGAUAAAGGGCCAGUGGUGAGCGCACAUUUAAAAUGUGUACUGAUGUAGUCUCUUCUGCUCAAAUCAAACCCCGGUUUAGUGUCUUUCGAAGGUUUGAUGGACGUCUAAGUGAUGGCCUUGAAGGUCUAAAUGUGUUGAGCAGGUUUGCACGGCAGGACAUGGCUGGGUAGUUAUCUUUCCCUCCUUCUGCUUUAAGUCCAGUCCUCCAUUCAGUGGACCUGGCUGUUUAAGUGGGGCUGGGCCUUUCACACACUGAAAAGCCAGUUCUAAAUCAUUCCUAGGAGAACCUGUGUAUCACAGGUACACAGUGAGCACCCACAGUUUUCCUGGAACUCCUGUGUAGAUCAGGCUAGCCUCAGAAUUCAGAGAGCCACCCGUCUGGCUCAGAGUGGAUUGUUUUUAAGGCAAAAUAGUAUCCAUUAAUUGAACUCUUGAGUCACACUAGAUCAACCAAAUGACCCUUUAAAUGUCACUGGCUUCAUAACCUGGAAUUCCCCUACUUGUUGAUGUAUUUGAAUAGGUCCCUUCUUUCCCUGCACCUCAAUUUUGCAGUAACUAAAGCCCAGAUUUCCAAUCUCAAGAACACUGCAUGUGGGGUAGCUAAUGGUGGUCAGGCUAGUACUCUGUACAAGUGGUUGGAAGAAACACCAUUCCCAACUGGGUGAAACGGCCCAGUUCUUCACUGAUCCAAACCCUGUCCAACACAAACGUGUUUAUCUUCCUCCUCACCAAUCCCGGGAGAGCUAAAAGCAUCCGUCAGUCUCGCCGACCUGCAAUAGCAUUCUAUCCAGACUCAGCCGUAGCAUCGUCACAGACUCGGAGAGCAGUGUGCUUCAUUAACCAAACUGGCUGGGAAACCAGUUAGUUUUUAAGAGGUUGAUCACUUUAUCUAAUUUUUACCUUAAAUAUCAUUUAUAUUUUGUGUAUACACGAACAUUUUUACCUUUAAUAUGCUGGUGUAUUAACUCUCCAUUCACUUAGGAAUUCAUUUCCUCCAUCUCUAAUGUAAACUGCUCUUCAAUAAAAUUUAAAUCAUGUCUGCUUACCUUA
Molecule: messenger RNA, 5143 nt
Organism: Rattus norvegicus (Norway rat)
Lineage: Eukaryota; Metazoa; Chordata; Mammalia; Rodentia; Muridae
Gene: Slc4a5
Product: solute carrier family 4 member 5
Biological process (GO): monoatomic anion transmembrane transport; monoatomic cation homeostasis; monoatomic ion transport
Cellular component (GO): apical plasma membrane; membrane; basolateral plasma membrane
Molecular function (GO): solute:inorganic anion antiporter activity; secondary active transmembrane transporter activity; monoatomic anion transmembrane transporter activity
Source: RefSeq, a predicted model, not a curated record